UCCAACAUCGGCAAUUUUUAAUCCCCAACGUAUGGCUUCAGUGUUGUACCAGCUGUCGCCACCAGAGGACUUAGCACUGGCAUUGUCAUCGCUGAGAUUUUUCCCUCUCUUUGAUGAGGAAAUAAAACUCACCAAGGAGAAAUAUGGGUCGGUUCCCAGAGUAUAUAUCGUGUGCGACCAAGACCUUACCAUUGGGGAGGAUGUACAACGGUGGAUGAUCAAGGAAAGUCCUCCACAUGAAAUCAAAAUGAUAAACGACUCUGAUCAUAUGCUCAUGUUCUCCAAACCGUAGGAAUUCUUCUCCACCCUCCAAGAGAUUUCUGAUCAAUAUUCUUGAACAUCGUGAGCACCUGAUAAAUUAGCUAGGAGCUUGUCAUCAUUAUAGAUGAUGCAGUUAUACUAGCUAGCCUU
This is a messenger RNA of Prunus avium (sweet cherry), 411 nucleotides long. NCBI's taxonomy places the organism in Eukaryota, Viridiplantae, Streptophyta, Magnoliopsida, Rosales, Rosaceae. The record is from RefSeq and is a predicted model, not a curated record.